GGUAGUCCAAAGUUCUGAUGAGGAACAAGACAAAGAAACUGCUUCCUCACCUGCCAAAAAGAAGAAGAAAUCAAGACACGGGAGCACAUCUCCAGAACGCAGCAAGGAAAAACGUAAAAAGAGCAGAAAACACAGCAAGAGAGAUCGGUAG
Molecule: messenger RNA, 151 nt
Organism: Candidula unifasciata
Lineage: Eukaryota; Metazoa; Mollusca; Gastropoda; Stylommatophora; Geomitridae
Source: the annotation of a GenBank genome assembly